Choloepus didactylus (southern two-toed sloth) is the source of this 19906-nucleotide messenger RNA. It is a transcript of the gene PCLO, whose product is annotated as piccolo presynaptic cytomatrix protein. The coding region runs from base 169 to 15378 and encodes 5069 amino acids. Gene Ontology annotation, molecular function: metal ion binding; protein binding; structural constituent of presynaptic active zone. Lineage: Eukaryota; Metazoa; Chordata; Mammalia; Pilosa; Megalonychidae. Gene Ontology annotation, cellular component: GABA-ergic synapse; axon; glutamatergic synapse. The transcript has 25 exons. Gene Ontology annotation, biological process: protein localization to synapse; presynaptic active zone assembly. The record is from RefSeq and is a predicted model, not a curated record.
AAUCCGCGCCUAGUGCUCUGGAUAGCAGUACCCGGUCCCGAGCCCGGGGAGGCGGCCGCUUAUACGCCCCGCGGCGGACCUGGGCGCCGGUUGCUUCUCGGGCCGCGGGCUUCCUGACUGGGACACAGCUCAGGGAGGGAGCGCCGCGGCCCCGAGCCUCUGUGAGCCAUGGGCAACGAGGCGAGCUUGGAAGGGGAAGGGCUCCCCGAAGGGCUGUCGGCGGCGGCCGGAGGAGGGGCUGACGGAGCGGGGAGCCCCUUGCACACCGCGAUCCCGGCCGGCAUGGAGGCGGAUCUGAGCCAGCUGAGCGAGGAGGAGAGGAGACAGAUCGCCGCUGUCAUGUCAAGGGCGCAGGGGCUGCCCAAGGGAAGCGUUCCCCCGGCCACUGCGGAGCCGCCUUCCUUGCACAGGAAACAAGAAUUUGAUAGUAGUCAGCCUCCAACGCAACCAGGGAAACCACCGGACCCUGGGCAUCCAGCGCAACCUGGUCUCAGUAAAAGUAGAACUGCAGACACUUUGAGGUCAGAGCAGAAAUUGCCUGGAAGGAGUCCUUCUGCUAUUAGCUUGAAAGAAUCAAAAUCUAGAACCGAUUUUAAGGAAGAGCACAAGUCCAGUAUGAUGCCUGGCUUCCUCUCAGAGGUUAACCCUUUAAGUGCUGUUUCCUCUGUGGUAAAUAAAUUCAACCCUUUUGAUUUGAUAUCAGACUCUGAGACAUCACAGGAAGAAACCACCAAGAAACAAAAAGCACCUCAGAAGGUACAAGGAAAACCUGAAGGAAUCACAAAGCCUCCAUCACAGCAGUCACCCAAGCCAGUUCCUAAGCAGCAAGGGCCUGUUAAGGCCCCACUUCAGCAGGAUGGCUCUCCAAAAUCAGUAUCUUCUCAGCAACCAGAAAAAAUUAAAUCACAACCUCCAGGGGCAAGAAAGCCAAGUCAGGGGGCUACACAGAUUCUACAGACAGAUCAGGCAAAGUUGCCACUCCAACGAGACCAAACUAGGUCUCAGACUAAACAGUCAGACAUAGUAGGGGGAGAACCAGUUAAAACCUCAUUACAAAGCCCAUCCAAACCUCCUCUUCAGCAAGCAGGUCCUGGAAAACCUCCACCCCAGCAGCCUGGACCUGAAAAAAUUUCCAUGCCACAGCAUGGACCUGCAAAGCCCCCAGUUCAGCAACCAGGGCCAGCAAAGUUCCCAGCUCAACAGCCAGGGCCAGCAAAGCCCUCACCUCAAAUGCUGACAGCAAAGCUCCCAGCUCAGCUACCAGGGACAACAAAGCCUCCAGCUCAGCUGCCUGGACCUGCUAAGACUCCAGCUCAGAAGCCUGGGCCAGCAAAACCCACAGCCCAGCAGCUGGGGACACCAAAACUCCUAGCUCAACAACCUGUGCCACAGUCUCCAGCUCAGCCACCUGGACCUGCAAAGACUCCAGCUCAGCAGGCUGGACCAUCAAAGUCUUUGGCUCAGCAGCCUGGGACAGGAAAAACUCUAGCUCACCAGCCAGGUCCAGUAAAGCCUAUAGCUCAACAAUCAGGCCCAACAAAACCUUUACCUCUACAGCCUAGCUCAGCAAAGCCCUCUGUUCAACAACCUGGCCCAGCAAAAACCUCAACUCAACAAUCUACAAAACCAGUAGUCCAAACAGGAGCUGGGAAACCUCCGCAGCCACCAACAUCAUCAUCAUCUGCAGCACAGGCUCCAGUACAAGGCCUUCCUAAAACUAUCUGUCCUCUUUGCAAUACCACUGAACUUCUGUUACAUGUUCCAGAAAAGGCCAAUUAUAACACGUGCACUGAGUGUCAAAUCACUGUCUGUAGCCUCUGUGGUUUUAAUCCCAAUCCUCAUUUAACGGAGAUGAAAGAAUGGCUCUGCUUAAACUGUCAGAUGCAAAGAGCUCUAGGUGGUGAUCUGGCUCUAGUUCCAUCAUCACCCCAGCCCAAACCGAAGACUGCCCCUGUUAUGGUGAGCAAAUCAUCCCUGCAAUCACAGCAGACUUCCCCAAAGAAGGAUACUGCACUCAAACAGGAUAUCUCAAAGCCACUUGAGUCUAGAAAGCCCUCACCACUAGUGAAACAACCAACCCUUCAUGGUCCUCCCCCAGCUACAGCCAAGCAGCCUACUGUGGCAGAGUCCUCGGUCCCGCCAGCCCCUCCUGAGGAGCCUUCUGUCCCCCCUGAGCAGACCAAGGCCACUGUGGCUGAUGAUAAAUUAAAGCAGCAAAAGUUGGUAAAGCCUGCCCGAGACAUUGCGUCUUCAUCAUCAGUAGCAACCAAACCUGACAUUCCAGACUCCAAAGUGCUGUCACAGGCUCAGGAGAGAACAGCUCCUCCUUUGAAAACAGACUCUGCCAAACCUUCACAGAGUUUUCCACCAACAGGUGAAAAAGUCACACCCUUAGAUUCUAAAGCCAUACCUCGACCUGCAUCAGAUUCGAAAAUUAUCUCACGUCCUGGUUCUAGUUCAGACAUUAAAGGUCAAAAACAGGUUGAUCCAAUUCAAAAGAGGGAAGAACCCAAGAAAGCACAAACUAAAAUGAGUCUUAAACCAGAUGCCAAGCCAAUGCCAAAAGGGUCGCCAACCCCAUCUGGUGCACGACCUAUCACUGGCCAGACUGCUCCCAUGUCUCAGCAGCCCCCCAAGCCUCAGGAGCAGUCGAGACGUUUCAGUCUUAAUCUGGGAAGUAUUACUGAUGCCCCUAAAUCACAACCUACAACUCCUCAAGAAACUGUGACUGGUAAACUCUUUGGGUUUGGAGCAUCGAUCUUCAGUCAGGCGUCAAAUUUAAUUUCCACAGCAGGUCAGCCUGGACCUCAUUCACAAAGUGGGCAAGAGGCCCCAACAAAGCAAGCCCCUCCUCCUUCACAGCCACCCACUUCUCAGGGGCCACCCAAAUCUACAGGCCAGACACCAUCAGCACCUGUGAAAGCUAUACCUGUGAAAAAGGAAACUAAAGCUCCAGUAGCUGAAAAAUCAGAGUCCAAAGUUGAUCAAGUUCCAACAGUAAAAAGAACAGAAACAGAAAAGAAGCCUCAACCUAUUAAGGAGAGCAAACCUCCAGGGGCUGUGCCUCAAAAGGCUGCUGUUCCCCCCAAACCAGAGAAAACCCCUAAACCAGAGACAACCCCUAAACCAGAAUCAGCCUGUCCUCUCUGCAAAACUGAACUCAACAUAAGUUCCAGGGAUCCUCCUAAUUUCAGUGUUUGCACUGAAUGUAAGAAUCGGGUGUGUAAUCUCUGUGGAUUUAACCCUACACCACAUUUGACUGAGAUUCAAGAAUGGCUUUGUUUAAAUUGCCAAACCCAGAGAGCAAUAGCAGGACAGCUUGGAGACUUGGGCAAAAUGCCACCUUCACAGUCAGGACCAAAAGCAUCUCCUAUGCCUGUGCUUACAAAGCAACUUUCUCAGAAAACAGCCAUGCCUGCCCAAAUAAAAGAGAGAGAGAAGGAACAAGAAGUAAAACCAGAAGCUGAUAAAGUAAUACCAGAAAAAGUAAAAGAAACACCUUCAAUUGAAAAAAUUCCCCCAAAGGUAACCACAGAUCAAAAACAGGAAGAGAAAAUACUAGAGAAAGACAAAACUUCAGCCCCGGAAGGAAAAAAGCCACCCUCAGAAGAAAAAAAGUCACUCCUUGAAGGAAAAAAGCCAACCCCUGAAGAAAAAAAGCCACCCCUGGAAGAAAAGAAGCUAACCCCUAAAGACAAAAAACCAAUCCCUGAAGAAACAAAGUUGCCGCCAGAAGCAAUACCGUCAGCCCUAGAGGAGGAACAGAAACGUGACUUGCUUAAAACUCAAGUUCAAAUUGCCAAAGAAAAGCCAGAAGGCAGAGUGGCUCCAAAGGCAGUGCAAGAAGAAAAACAACCAGAGACCAAAGUGGAUGAUUUGCCAUCUGACAAGACUCAGAGUUUGCAAAUGGAAGAUGAUGAAAUGACCCCCAAAAUAAAAGAACGGCCACAGGCAGGACACAUAGCAAAAUCUGAUCAGAUGGAACCUAGAAAAGAAAAAACAGAAAAGGAAGAUGACAAAUCAGACAUCUCAAGUUCUCAGCAGCUGAAAAGCCCACAAGGUCUGAGUGACACAGGUUAUUCUUCCGAUGGAGUAUCAAGUUCACUUGGUGAAAUUCCAACUCUUAUUCCAGGUGAUGAAAAGGAUUUGCUUAAGGGACUCAAAAAGCAUUCCUUUUCACAAGAAAGUAGCCCUGCCAGUCCCACAGAUUUAGCUAAGUUAGAGAGUACUGUCUUGUCCAUUUUGGAAGCUCAGACUAGUACAUGUGUUGAUGAACAGCCAGAAAAGCAAACAGAACCCUGUGUGGUUACUCCUGAGCAGCCUAAGGACCAACAGAAAACUCAGAGUUUUCCUGAAACAAUGGAAACUUCUAUUUCAGAAGAGGAGCGCAAAGAGAGUCAAGAAGAAAAAAAAGACCAUUUAAUAAAAGAUGGUCAACAAGACAUUCUUUCCAGAAAAGAACAGAAAGAAAAGUCUGAAUUUGUCGAUGGCAUAGUUACCAGAAGACCGUCUUAUGAUUCAGUUGAAGACAGUAGUGAAAGUGAGAACUCACCUGUUCCACAAAGAAAACGGAGAACUAGUGUUGGUUCAUCAAGCAGCGAUGAGUAUAAACCGGAAGAUAGUCAAGGAUCAGGUGAAGAGGAGGACUUCAUUCGAAAACAAAUCAGAGAAAUGAGUGCUGACGAAGAUGCUUCAGGCUCUGAGGAUGGUGAUGUUAUUAAGAACCAGCUCAAAGAGAUUAGUAGUAGUAUAGACAGCCAGAAGAAGGAAGAAACAAAAGGGAAAGGAAAAGUAACAGCAGGGAAGCACAGGCGACUGACUCGUAAAAGUAGUACUAGCUUUGAUGAAGAUGCAGGGAGACGCCAUUCAUGGCAUGAUGAAGAUGAUGAGACAUUUGACGAAAGUCCUGAACUUAAAUACAGAGAAACCAAAAGUCAGGAGAAUGAAGAACUUGCAAUUGCUGGAGGAGGAGGGCUACGUCGAUUUAAAACAAUUGAACUCAACAGCACGAUAGCAGAUAAGUAUUCUGCAGAGUCAUCACAGAAGAAAACAGCUUUGUAUUUUGAUGAAGAGCCAGAAUUAGAAAUGGAAAGCCUGACCGAUUCACCAGAAGAUAGGUCAAGAGGGGAAGGUUCUUCUAGCCUUCAUGCUUCCAGCUUCACUCCUGGUACGUCUCCUACAUCAGUGUCAUCACUUGAUGAGGAUAGUGACAGCAGCCCAAGUCACAAAAAAGGAGAGAGCAAACAGCAACGCAAAGCUCGUCACCGAUCACAUGGCCCUCUUUUACCUACUAUUGAAGAUUCUUCAGAGGAAGAAGAAUUGAGAGAGGAAGAAGAAUUAUUAAAGGAGCAAGAGAAGCAACGGGAGUUAGAACAGCAACAGAGAAAGAGUUCUAGUAAAAAAUCAAAGAAAGACAAAGAUGAACUUCGAGCUCAGAGAAGAAGGGAAAGGCCAAAGACACCACCCAGUAAUCUCUCUCCCAUUGAAGAUGCGUCGCCAACAGAAGAAUUACGCCAGGCUGCAGAAAUGGAGGAGCUCCACCGCUCUUCUUGUUCUGAAUAUUCACCUAGCAUAGAAUCAGACCCAGAGGGUUUUGAAAUAAGCCCAGAAAAAAUAAUAGAAGUACGGAAAGUUUAUAAAUUGCCCACAGCUGUGUCUUUAUACUCACCAACAGAUGAGCAAUCUAUUAUGCAGAAAGAAGGUGGUCCAAAAGCAUUAAAAAGUGCUGAAGAGAUAUAUGAAGAAAUGAUGCAUAAAUCCCACAAAUAUAAAGCUUUUUCAGCUGCAAAUGAACGAGAUGAAGUGUUCGAAAAAGAGCCCUUGUAUGGUGGGAUGUUAAUAGAGGAUUAUAUUUACGAAUCUUUAGUAGAGGACACAUACAAUGGAUCAGUAGAUAGCAGUCUGCUAAUAAGACAAGAUGAAGAAAAUGGAUUUAUGCAGCAGAGAGGGAGAGAGCAAAAAAUAAGACUCCCAGAACAGAUUUAUGAAGAUCCUAUGCAGAAAAUUACAGACCUCCAGAAAGAGUUUUAUGAGUUAGAGAGCUUACAUUCUGUUGUGCCUCAAGAAGACAUUGUUUCAAGCUCUUAUAUCAUCCCGGAAAGCCACGAGAUAGUGGAUCUGGGUAGUAUGGUAACUUCUAGCAGUGAAGAAAAAAAAUUAUUGGAUGCUGAUGCUGCCUAUGAAGAACUCAUGAAGAAGCAACAGAUGCAAUUAACGCCUGAAGCCAGUCCAACCCAGCCCCUCCUAGGGGAUGAUGUGACAGAAUCCACAAUGGAUUUUGACAGGGUGCCCGAUGCGUCUUUGACAUCAAGCGUUCUCUCAGGAGCAUCUCUUACAGAUUCUACCAGCAGUGCAACACUUUCUAUCCCAGAUGUUAAAAUAACCCAACAUUUUUCAACAGAAGAAAUUGAGGAUGAAUAUGUAACUGAUUAUACAAGAGAAAUUCAAGAGAUAAUUGCCCAUGAAUCAUUGAUUUUGACCUACUCAGAGCCUUCAGAAAGUGCUGCAUCUGUUCUACCAUCUGACACACCUUCUCUGACAUCAUCUGUUUCUUCAGUUUGUACCACAGAUAGCUCCUCACCUAUUACUACCCGAGAUAGCAUAACCACACUUUAUACAGAGCCAGUUGACAUAACUAAAUUUGAAGAUUCUGAGGAAACAUCAUCAACUUAUUUUCCAGGCACCAUGAUAGACUAUCCAGAUGAAAUAAAUAUAUCUUUAGAUCAGGCUAGCUCACCAGAUAGUAGAGCCAGUGCUGAUCAUAUUGUGAUUUCCUUAUCUGGUAUGGCACCUGCCAUAGCAUCUGUAGGAACUAAACCCGAGGGGCCUGCUGCUGACACUGUUAUCACUGACUUAUCUAUACCUGAAAAAGAUCCAAUGAAGACAGCCAAGAAGGAAAGUGGGAAUGGAGUUAUUCUGGAAAUUUUGGAAGCUUACAGAGAUAAAAGGAAGGAGCCUGAAGCUGAACUAACAAAAAUUAGCAUAUCUGAAACUGUGUUUGAUCAACCACCUUCUGCUACAGCUCUUCCAAUGACUGAGCAGGUUUCAACUACAUGCUUUGUAUCUGAAGAGGUCUUUGGUCAAGCAAAACCUGCAUCUCAGUUACCAUCUGGCAGUCCUCCUGUUUCUUUUCUUCCAACUAAAACUCGUCCAUUCUUCCGAAGUUCUUCUUUGGACGUAUCAGUCCAACCUCCUCCCCCUCCCUCUCCUCCUCCUCCUCCACCACCACCACCUCCACCUCCACCUCCUCCCCCACCACUUCCUCCACCAACUUCACCAAAACCGACUAUUUACCCUAAAAAAAAGGUUACAGUUACAGUGCCAGUGACUCUAGCUACUGCAUCUACCCCUCCUGCUGAUACUGUUACAGCUGUGGAGACCACAGCUGUUCCAAGGAUUAAUGGAUUACCUGGAACAAAAAUAUGCACCCCUGAACCUCCUCCUGUUCCUCCUAAACCAUCUUCAAUUCCAUCUGGACUUGUAUUUACACAUAGGCAUGAGCCAGGCAAACCUCCAAUUGCCCCUAAACCAGCAGUUCCUCAGCUUCCAGUAACUACACAAAAAUCAACAGAUACACACCCCAAACCAACAGGUUUAUCUUUAACUUCAAGUAUGACAUUGAAUUUAGUGACAUCGGCAGAUUAUAAAUUACCUUCCCCUACUUCCCCACUUUCUCCACACUCUAAUAAGUCCUCACCAAGAUAUUCCAAAUCCCUCAUGGAGACUUACGUUGUUAUCACCUUGCCGUCUGAACCUGGGACUCCAACAGAUUCUUCAGCUAGUCAAGCAAUUACUAGUUGGCCCCUAGGAUCGCCCCCUAAAGAUCUGGUUUCUAUUGAAUCAGUGUUUUCUGUAGUUUCUCCUAUGACAGCUGCAGAAAUCCCAAGUUCUUCAGAGCAGAGCCUGUACUUUGCAGGAUCUUUAGAGACAUUUUCUUCUCUUCCUGUCACAACAUUGUCUUCACUUCAAGCAGCCCUGACUUCAGUUACACAAUCUCUCACAACUGAAGUUCCCAAAGCUGAGGUUUCAGCAGCCAGAAGUACAUUUCCUGGUGUUGGUCCCAGCAGUGUCUCUAUAUCAAUUCCUUCAGAGCCUCUUGCUCUAGAUACCCUACAUAUAGAGAAGUAUCAGUAUAAGGAAAAUGCAAAGUUGCAACUUGUUGGUGAUGUCAUUGAUCUGCGUACAGUAUCAAAAGAAGUUAAAGUAACUGAACAAUGUAUGGAUCUUUCUGCUUCUACAAUGGAUGUGAAAAGGCAGACCACAACAAGUGAAAUUUGUGGGAGACAAAUUAGUACUGUCCAACCCUCUAUUAUAAAUCUCAGUGCAACUACAUCAGUAGUGACCCCAGUACCUCUGGUCAGUGAAACAGUGACCGUUGUCACGUGUACAGCUAGUGCAAGUUACACCACAGGGACGGAAAGCCUAGUGGGUAUAGAAUAUGCAGUAACAACACCACUCCAACUUACUACAUCAAAGUAUGCUGAGCCCACAUACAGGAUACCAGGUAGCCAGGCCAUUCCCACGCUUAGGGAAGAAGCACCAAUAAACUUAUCUGUAGGUACUCCAGCACAUGCAGUGACCUUGGCUAUUACGAAGGCUGUCACAGUACCUCCUGUUGGUGUCACAAAUGGAUGGACUGAUAGUGCCACAUCACAGGGGGUCAGUGAUGGGGAAGUAGUGGAUCUCAGUACCGCAAAGUCUCACAGAACUGUUGUUACAGUGGACGAGCCUUCAUCAAGUGUGGUGACCAAAAUAAUAGAAGAUGAUGAAAAACCUGUUGAUCUGACUGCAGGAAGAAGAGCUGUGUGCUGUGAUGUGGUUUAUAAGUUACCUUUUGGAAGGAGCUGCACAGCACAACAGCCUGCAACUACUCUUCCCGAGGACCGUUUUGGUUAUAGAGAUGACCACUAUCAAUAUGAUCGAACAGGGCCAUCUGGUCAUAGGGGAAUUGGGGGAAUGAAACCCUCCAUGUCUGACACUAAUUUAGCAGAAGCUGGACAUUUUUUCUAUAAAAGUAAGAAUGCUUUUGAUUAUUCUGGAGGAACUGAUGCAGCAGUAGAUCUAACUUCAGGAAGAAUUACUACAGGUGAGGUAAUGGAUUAUUCAAGCAAGACAACAGGUCCAUAUCCAGAAACACGACAAGUCAUUUCAGGUGUUGGGAUUAGUACCCCACAGUAUUCCACAGCAAGAAUGACUCCACCUCCAGGACCCCAGUAUGGUGUGGGGAGUGUUUUGAGGUCAUCUAAUGGCGUUGUCUAUUCUUCGGUGGCAACACCAAUACCCUCUACAUUUGCUAUCACUACACAACCUGGCUCCAUUUUCAGCACCACUGUGAGAGAUUUGUCUGGUAGGCACACAACUGAUGCAGCAACUUCGUUAUCUUCCCUGCACCAGAGUCAGCCAGUGCCUAGAUCAUAUUUCCUAACAACUGGUGCCUCUGAAAUGGACAUUGCAGUAACUGGUAUUGAUAUCAAUGCCAGUUUGCAAACUAUUACUAUGGAAACUCUUACUGCUGAGACAAUAGACUCUGCUUCCAGUUUAACCACAGCAUCAGAAGUAUUUUCUGAAGUGGUGGAAGAUGAAAGUGCUCUGUUAAUUGUCCCUGAAGAAGAUAAACAACAGCAGCAGUUAGACUUGGAGCGUGAGCUCUUGGAACUGGAGAAAAUUAAGCAACAGCGCUUUGCUGAGGAAUUGGAGUGGGAACGCCAAGAAAUUCAAAGGUUCCGAGAACAAGAAAAGAUCAUUGUUCAAAAAAAGCUGGAGGAGCUGCAGUCUAUGAAGCAGCACCUUCUGUAUCAACAAGAAGAAGAGCGGCAAGCCCAGUUCAUGAUGAGGCAGGAGACAUUAGCUCAGCAACAGUUACAGCUUGAGCAAAUCCAACAGCUGCAGCAGCAGCUUCACCAGCAGCUAGAGGAGCAAAAGAUUCGCCAGAUCUAUCAGUAUAACUAUGACCCUUCUGGAACUGUCUCUCCCCAAACCUCUACAGAGCAGGCAAUUUUGGAAGGUCAGUAUGCGGCCCCAGAAGGAGGUCAGUUUUGGGCGACUGAAGAUGCAACCACCACAGCUUCGGCUGUUGUAGCAAUUGAAAUACCACAGAGUCAAGGAUGGUACACAGUUCAGUCUGACGGUGUUACUCAGUACAUUGCUCCACCUGGCAUUCUGAGUACUGUUUCAGAAAUACCUCUAACGGAUGUUGUUGUAAAAGAUGAAAAACCACCCAAAAAGAGAAGCUCUGGAGCCAAAGUACGUGGACAGUAUGAUGAGAUGGGAGAAAAUAUAGGAGAUGAUCCCCGAUGUUUUAAAAAGAUAGUGGACAGUGGAGUACAAACUGACGAUGAAGAUGCAGCAGAUCGGAGUUAUGCAAAUAGGAGAAGGAGAACUAAAAAAAGUGUUGAUACAAGUGUCCAAACUGAUGAUGAAGAUCAGGAUGAUUGGGAUAUGCCUAGUAGAUCAAGGAGAAAAUCUCGAGUAGGGAAAUAUGGUGAUAGCACCACAGAGGCUGACAAGACAAAACCCCUUUCCAAAGUCUCCAGCAUAGCAGUUCAAACAGUAGCAGAGAUAUCCGUACAAACUGAACCUGUGGGAACCAUAAGAACACCGUCAAUACGGGCACACGUGGAUGCCAAGGUCGAAAUAAUUAAACACAUUUCAGCACCUGAAAAGACUUACAAGGGGAAUAGUUUAGGAUGUCAAACAGAAGCAGAUUCAGACACACAAAGUCCCCAAUAUCUGAGUGCCACCUCUCCACCCAAAGACAAGAAACGCCCAACACCUUUGGAGAUCGGUUACUCAUCUCACCUUCGGGCAGAUUCCACACUACAGCUGGCUCCUUCCCCACCCAAAUCACCAAAAGUCCUUUAUUCACCCAUUUCACCACUUUCACCAGGAAAAGUCUUAGAAUCUGCCUUUGUACCUUAUGAAAAACCCCUCCCUGAUGAUGUAAGUCCACAGAAAGUUCUGCAUCCAGAUAUGGUGCAAGUUCCCCCAGCAAGUCCUAAGGCAGCCAAGAUGAUGCAGCGUUCCAUGUCUGACCCUAAGCCUCUGAGUCCGACAGCAGAGGAGAGUUCCAGGGCUGCUUUUCAGUAUACCGAGGGCUACACAACUAAAGGUUCUCAAACCAUAACCUCCUCGGGCACCCAGAAAAAAGUUAAGAGAACUCUGCCAAAUCCACCUCCAGAGGAGACUUCCACAGCAACUCAGUCAACAUACAGCACAAUGGGCACAGUUUCCAGAAGAAGAAUUUGCAGAACCAACACAAUGGCACGGGCCAAGAUUCUCCAGGACAUCGACAGAGAGCUUGAUCUUGUGGAGAGGGAAUCAGCAAAGCUUAGAAAAAAACAAGCAGAACUCGAUGAGGAAGAAAAGGAGAUUGAUGCCAAGCUACGGUACUUGGAAAUGGGAAUUAACCGGAGGAAAGAGGCAUUAUUAAAGGAGAGAGAAAAGAGAGAGCGAGCCUACCUCCAGGGGGUAGCUGAGGAUCGUGAUUACAUGUCAGACAGUGAAGUGAGCAGCACCAGACCAAGCCGAAUAGAAAGUCAGCACGGCAUUGAGCGACCAAGAACUGCUCCCCAAACUGAAUUCAGCCAGUUUAUAACACCACAAACCCAACCAGAAUCUCAGCUGGUUCCUCCUACGAGUCCUUAUACCCAAUACCAGUAUUCUUCCCCUGCUCUUCCUACCCAAGCACCAACCCCAUACACACAACAAACUUUGUACCACCAAGUUUCACCUUACCAAACUCAGCCAACCUUCCAAGCUGUGGCAACAAUGUCCUUCACGCCUCAAGCUCAACCUACCCCAACCCCACAACCUUCCUAUCAGUUACCAUCACAGAUGAUGGUGAUACAACAAAAGCCACGGCAAACCACGUUAUAUUUGGAGCCCAAGGUAACUUCAAGCUAUGAGGUGAUUCGCAACCAACCCUUGAUGAUAGCACCUGUUUCUACUGAUAAUACAUAUGCUGUUUCCCACCUUGGUAGUAAGUACAAUAGUUUAGACUUGAGAAUAGGUUUGGAGGAAAGAAGUAGCAUGGCAGGCAGUCCAAUAUCAAGCAUAUCUGCAGAGUCUUUCUAUGCAGAUAUUGACCACACGCCACGAAAUUAUGUCCUAAUUGAUGACAUUGGAGAGAUUACCAAAGGGACAGCAGCAUUAAGCACUGCAUUUAGUCUUCAUGAAAAGGAUCUAUCAAAAACAGACCGACUCCUUCGAACCACUGAGACACGUAGGUCUCAAGAAGUAACGGAUUUCUUAGCCCCUUUACAGACUUCUUCCAGAUUGCAUAGUUAUGUAAAAGCAGAGGAAGACCCAAUGGAGGAUCCUUAUGAGUUAAAGCUUCUGAAACAUCAGAUUAAACAAGAAUUCCGUAGAGGAGCGGAGAGCUUAGAUCACCUUGCUGGUCUUUCCCAUUAUUACCACGCUGAUACCAGCUAUAGACAUUUUCCAAAAUCUGAAAAGUAUAGCAUUAGUAGACUCACACUUGAAAAACAAGCAGCAAAACAACUACCAGCAGCCAUACUUUAUCAAAAGCAGUCAAAGCAUAAGAAAUCACUAAUUGACCCUAAAAUGUCAAAAUUUUCACCUAUUCAAGAAAGCAGAGAUCUUGAACCUGAUUAUUCAAGCUAUUUGACUUCUAGCACUUCAUCUAUUGGUGGCGUUUCUUCCAGGGCAAGGCUUCUUCAAGAUGACAUCACUUUUGGCCUCAGGAAAAAUAUUACAGACCAACAAAAAUUUAUGGGAUCAUCCCUUGGCACAGGACUGGGUACAUUAGGAAACACCAUAAGGUCAGCUCUGCAGGAUGAAGCAGAUAAGCCAUACAGCAGUGGCAGCAGGUCCAGACCUUCCUCCAGACCGUCCUCUGUCUAUGGUCUUGAUUUGUCAAUUAAAAGGGAUUCUUCUAGCUCCUCUCUAAGACUGAAGGCUCAAGAGGCUGAAGCUCUAGAUGUUUCCUUUAGUCAUGCAUCACCCUCUGGCAGAACUAAGCCUACUAGUUUGCCAAUAAGCCAGAGUAGAGGAAGAAUACCAAUUGUGGCCCAGAACUCUGAAGAAGAAAGUCCACUAAGUCCUGUUGGUCAGCCAAUGGGAAUGGCCAGGGCUGCAGCCGGACCCCUGCCACCAAUAUCUGCAGACACCAGGGAUCAAUUUGGAUCCAGUCACUCAUUACCUGAAGUUCAGCAACACAUGAGAGAAGAAUCACGGACUCGAGGAUAUGAUCGUGAUAUAGCAUUCAUCAUGGAUGACUUCCAACAUGCCAUGUCGGACAGUGAAGCCUAUCACCUGCGCCGUGAAGAAACAGAUUGGUUUGACAAACCCAGGGAGUCUCGUUUGGAAAUGGACCGAAAACUGCCAGAAAGAUUGGUCCAUUCUAGACCACUCAGUCAACAUCAAGAGCAAAUUCUACAGAUGAAUGGGAAGACUGUGCACUACAUCUUUCCUCAUGCGAGGAUAAAAAUAAUACAAGACUCUAAGGAUCACACAGUUUCAGGUAAUGGAUUAGGAAUUAAAAUUGUGGGUGGUAAAGAAAUUCCUGGACAUAGCGGAGAGAUUGGAGCCUAUAUUGCCAAGAUUCUUCCUGGGGGAAGUGCAGAACAAACAGGGAAACUUAUGGAAGGGAUGCAAGUAUUGGAAUGGAAUGGAAUUCCCUUAACUUCUAAAACAUAUGAAGAAGUUCAGACUAUCAUUAGUCAGCAAAAUGGGGAAGCAGAAAUAUGUGUAAGACUGGACCUCAAUAUGCUGUCAGAUUCAGAAAAUCCCCAGCACCUAGAACUUCAUGAACCACCAAAAGCUGUGGAUAAAGCAAAAUCCCCAGGGGUUGAUCCUAAGCAGUUGGCAGCAGAGCUCCAGAAGGUUUCCCUACAGCAGUCACCACUGGUUCUGUCGUCAGUCGUUGAAAAAGGAUCUCACGUUCCCUCGGGUCCUACAUCAGCAGGAUCCAGUUCUGUUCCCAGCCCUGGGCAACCAGGGUCACCUUCGGUGAGCAAAAAGAAACACAGCAGCAAGCCUACUGAUGCAACAAAGGUUGUCUCUCACCCAAUUACGGGGGAAAUUCAGCUUCAAAUCAACUAUGAUCUUGGAAAUCUCAUAAUACAUAUUCUCCAAGCAAGAAACCUUAUCCCUCGAGACAACAACGGUUACUCUGACCCAUUUGUUAAAGUGUACCUUCUUCCAGGGCGAGGUCAAGUCAUGGUUGUCCAGAAUGCAAGUGCUGAGUACAAGAGAAGGACUAAAUACAUUCAGAAAAGCCUUAAUCCUGAGUGGAAUCAAACAGUAAUUUAUAAAAGUAUCUCCUUGGAACAGCUCAAGAAGAAAACACUGGAGGUGACAGUCUGGGAUUAUGAUAGAUUUUCUUCCAAUGACUUUCUUGGUGAGGUAUUGAUUGAUUUAUCUAGCACAUCUCACCUUGACAACACUCCUCGGUGGUAUCCUCUUAAAGAACAGACUGAAAGCAUUGAUCAUGGCAAGUCCCAUUCCAGUCAAAGCAGCCAGCAGUCCCCAAAGCCAUCUGUCAUCAAAAGCAGAAGCCAUGGUAUCUUCCCUGACCCCUCCAAGGACAUGCAGGUUCCCACCAUUGAGAAAUCCCAUAGUAGUCCUGGUAGCUCGAAAUCAUCAUCUGAAGGCCAUCUCCGCUCUCACGGACCAUCUCGCAGUCAAAGCAAAACCAGCGUCACUCAGACCCACCUGGAAGACGCAGGGGCCGCUAUAGCCGCUGCGGAAGCUGCUGUGCAACAACUCCGCCUUCAACCAACAAAGCCUACCAAUCACCGGCCCGCGGAAAGCUCUGUGUCCACCGGCUCCUCGGGCAGCAGUUUUGGAAGUGGAUACAGCAUGGACAGCGAAGGAAGCGGCAGCACGGCAGGGGAGACUAAUCUAUUUCCUAUUCCAAGGAUAGGGAAGAUGGGUCAGAAUGUACAAGAACCUGUAAAACAGCCAGGAGUGGGAGGAGGACUAGCAGACCCUGAGGUUAAAACUCAAGUAAUGGGUGAAAUAAAAAUAGCAUUGAAGAAGGAAAUGAAGACAGAUGGUGAACAGCUAAUAGUUGAAAUUCUCCAAUGCAGAAAUAUCACCUACAAAUUUAAAUCUCCUGAUCACUUACCAGAUUUGUAUGUGAAAAUAUAUGUGAUGAACAUCUCCACUCAAAAAAAAGUGAUCAAGAAAAAAACAAGAGUAUGUAGACACGAUCGAGAGCCUUCAUUCAAUGAAACUUUUAGAUUCAGCCUAAGUCCUGCUGGACAUUCCCUUCAGGUUUUACUUUUCUCCAAUGGAGGGAAGUUUAUGAAAAAGACCUUAAUAGGUGAAGCCUGUAUCUGGCUUGACAAAGUGGAUCUAAGGAAAAGAAUAGUCAACUGGCACAAACUUUUGGUCAGUCCUACUCAAACCCAUUGAAGAAAUGUGGUUGUUAAGGGCAUAGAAACUGUUCUAAAUAGCUUCAAAUCAAGGCUAUAGUUGGCUAAUAUUGUAUUAACGAUGUUUUCAGGAGCAAACAUGAGAGGGGGAAUGACAGGCAAAAGCAUACUUAAAGCAUUUUAAAUGUAUUGAUGCAGAAUGCAGAAAAAGACUCAAAUGGAAAAGUUCAUGUGAUGACAACAAAGUGUAAUUCUGAGAUCUUGUAUUUCUUGUGGCUGUCAAGCGAAACUGUGAGAGAAAUGUUCUUAAGGCAAAAAUCAUUGAUCAGAGUUGAGCUGUAGCUAAAAGCAGAGGAUCAAAGAUCAAUAUGGUUUUGAUGCAGAAGAACCUCAGUUGAAAGAAAAGAACUGAUGUAACAAAUCUCAGUUUUCAAAAGUCUGGAAAAUCUUCCUUCUGUUUAUACUCUCAGACAACUUACUGUUUUGUGAUGCUGACAUACGAUACACUUAAACAGCUUGUCCAGGACUGGCAGUUAGGUGGCUGUGUUCAUAGGGCUAAAAGAAGAGAGAAGGGAGAAAUUAUGACUUUUCAGAACAUGUUGCACAGAUUUUCUCUUAUGUCUAAAUGUUACAAGGUGUAAAACACCAACUUUGAAAUCCAUAUGGUAAAAGCACAUUUGUUCCAAUAGUAUUUAAAAUAAUGUAGAGUGAAGAAAAUAAUAGGUAGAAAUGAAAUUACAUUUAUUCUAGAAAUAAGGCCCUCAUUUUUCUAGACCUUGAUGAUUGAUUAACAAAGAAUGCUGCCCACAAAAUAUUGGAAACUUGGUUGAAAACUUCAAAAUCUCCAUAAUUUACCAUUAAACCAAGGAAUUUUCAAUCUAUGUUCCAAAAGAUCUAGAUUAAAAUGAUAUGUUCUAACAAGCAUGAAAACUUGUUCUCUGUGGAACUGCAAAUAAAUGAACUAUCCUGUAUACUUCAUUCCUCUUGAGUGAUGUAUUGAUAGAGAAAAUUCUUUCUCUGGCAGACAAAUCACAUUAAUCUCUUGACACUGAUUAAUUAAAUUAGUGUGACUUCCUGCUCUUCUGUAAUGUUUUCCCCUAACACAUCAACUAAUUGUAUAAUGUCAAUCCCAACACUGAACUCACAUUCUCUCUAGUGUUUUUUUCCUCCUUUAGUAACAAUAUCAAAGUUACUAAAGGGAUAAAGUUAUUCAAUGUUGGGAAAAUAUGUGAAAAUUAAACUUUAUAUUGAAGUUAAAAUAUACUUUAAGCUAUUUUAAUAAUAUAGAAUAAAAUGGUCAAUGUCAAAGUCAUUAAAGUGAAGCUGACAUCUUCUCCAUCACCCAGCCUUAAUAAAGGAAGUAGCAUGGAGUUGUGGAAAACAUACUUGGCUGGGAAAAGAAGUGCAGUAUCUGGUCUUUGUUCUGCCACUGACUCAGUGUAUUACCUUGCAUAUGUCACAUCUUACUUUUCCCCAGUUUUCUUAUUUGUAGGAUAAAAAUAAUCAUAUAUUCCUAGUGGGAUAUUGGGAUGAUCAAACCAAGUGGUCUAUGACAGAAGAUGAAAGCACAUUUCCAGAUAUAGUUUUAUAUACAGAAGUAGGAAAAAUUAAUAUACAGCUUUUUGAUUCUCAUAUUUUAUAUGUGAAAAAAGCAUCCGCCAAAGCAAUGGCAAGCAUUUGGUACAGAUAAAAGUAGAAAAUUAACUCCAAAACUCAUUUUUUAAAAUUUUCUUCAAAAUAUAAACUUUCAUUUCACCUAAAAGUAGAUGAAAUAUUAAAUGAAAAAAUAUUUCCAAAUUUUUGCUAUCCUAAAUUAUAAGAAUCAUACUCAUUUUUCUUAUCCCAUUCCCAUAUUACAUCCAAAAAUAAAUUAAUUAAAGUGCUUCUCAGAGUAUUCUGAGCUUAAAAGCUGCUGCUUUAUUCAAGGGCAAGGGUUUAAUGGAAUGAAGGAAACCCAUCUCCAAAUACAUUGGUUGCAUAUUGAAUUUUCUCAUUUUUUUAGGAAUUUUUUACAAGGAAUUAACUCAGUGUAAAACACUAAAGUAAAAAACUCAUAAUAAAUCCCAGGCCAUCUAUAUUUAUUAUUAUAUUCAUCUAAAAAUACAAAUUUACUUUUCCCUAACCUAAGAAAGAUAAUUGUCACUCCCCUACCUACUUUUGUCUCCCUCUUCCCUGAUAUUGCAAUGAUGUUUAUCUUGCUUGAUAUUGCUCUAGAAUAAGCAUGAGGGGAGGGAUCACUUAAGAUUUGCUAUUGCUAGGAUUUUAUUUUUAGAGACAACUAGAUCUGGGGGUGGUUGCCAUGGAUAUUUCCAGCAGAAGUUAGCACUAGAGGAAGCCUGUAAUUGUCUCUCAUAACUGGGGAAGGAAAAGGUCAGGAAGAUCUCCUUCUGACAUAAAAAUUCCCUGCUCUUUGCCCUUUAAAGUAAUCCCUGGCUUGCCUUUGGUCCUUUUCUGCAGCCACUUGCAACCACAGGUGUGCAUAAGAAGUUGUAUGGCCAGUUAGCUUACUUCAUUCCAGUUGCAAUUUCUUUUCCAAUAAUACAAAUGGAGGGGCCACCAAAACAAGAACAUCCCUUGGUAGUUGACUGAAAAGCAUGAGUCUUUCCAUUAUACUAGCCCCUUGGUUUCAAGGAAUUAGUGAAUGGGCCAGGUCAAUCACAAGAGUUAACAACAGGGCUUCUUUUUGUGCACCAGCAACCCCCUCAGAGAGUAUGAGAUCUCACCAAAGUGUGCCAAGUUUGCAGCUGACCAAACUCCUACAUUGUACUGGAAUUAUUCUAUGCAACAUUGAUCCUUAUAUGAAUGCAUUUCUUUUGAAUGAUGUUAAUUAAUUACCCUUCUUACUAUGAAACUAUUUCUUUUUUAAUUAUAAACAGGGCUCUUGGUGUUUUUUACUUUUUUGUAUAUAUCACAGCAUGUGAUUUUCCACUUUAUUUUAUUUUAUUUAAUGGCAUUACCUUUUUUUAAUCCUAUUAACAACAAAGUUUGUAAUCUCUAAGUAACAUACGAUAAGUCCAAUUACAGCACUUACACCUUGAAAAGCAUUUUAAUUUUUCCCACAAAUUCAGUGAGUCAUGAGAGACCGAAGUUGCUUCUUGGUUUAAGGUUUGGUCCUAGAGAAACUUCCAGCUAUAGAAACAAAAGCACAAUGUGAGUUUUUACAAAAAACAGGGUUUUAUAGGAUAGUCAUUACAGAAGUAAAUACUAUCAGAAGCAAGAAGUUCACGUUUUCCCUGGUUUUACUCAAGAUUAAGGAGAUUUUUGAUGACUCUGAACUCAUUAUUUAUCAUUUCAAUUUAAAAUACCAGUAUCCAAAACUAGGAGCAGAGAUUGUCUUUGCCCUUAAUAGUGCCCAUAUUUUAAUUAAUCACACUCACUAACUGAAUGGGUAUUUUCAGCAUAUGAGUGUAAUUAACUUUGUGGCUCACACACAUUAAAAUUGUCAUAUUAUGGGAAUAUUAUAGCUGGUAACCAGCUGAUAUUGAUUCUUAUGUAGGAACGGUUGUGGUGACAGUGGUGAUAGCAGUAGUGACACUAGAAGUGGUGGUGAUGUGAAGUAAAAUAAAAGUAUGUACUAUAUUGCUCCCAAUUUAUUAGAAAUUAUUUGAUCAAUGUUUCAUUUCAUUAAGAUAUCAUAAAGAUGUUUAUAGUAUUUUUUUACUUUAUAAUUUAAAUCACAACUAACAAUAUUUUUAAAAACUUAUUUUCAUUGCUACAAUGUCUAAUAUUCUAAAAUCAGCUAACUACAUAUAUAUAUAUAUGUUUAUAACUAUAGGUGUGACAGAAGUGAUUUUCCCCAUUUUUUCAAGCUUAAAAUGAAAGUGAAAGAAAGCUCAAUGAAUAAUUACGAACUGUUUCUUUAAUAACUACUUGCCUUUGAUGUAAUACAAGAAUGAACGAGUGAAAGAGAUAUUCUCAUUGAAUAUGACAUAUUGAUGUUUUCUGUAUGUUCCCUGUUAUUGUUAUUAAAGAUACUCACUAAACUAAAAUUAUUAAUCGAAUUCCUUAUCUCAUAGAUAGAUUGAGAGCAUUUUCUUAAUUUGUUACUCUGUACCUAAUUAUACAUUUCAUAACAUAGACAAAGUUGAGAUAUGAAUUUUAUUUGGCAUUCAGCAUGUGAAUGUGAUUAUUGUUUGAAUGUAUCUGUAUAUUUGUUUGUGAUGUGCUCAGGUGCUCUUACUACUGAUUAACACUUGUGCUGAUAUCUUAAUAAAAACACAUCUGAUGUUAAAGAAAGAAAUUUCUUGUCUGAAAAAAUAAAAGCCUAGUAAAACUGAUUUCAAAAUAAAAAGUAAAGAACUUGAAGAUAAGUCUUGUUUCAAACUAUAUGUUGCAUGCCAUGUUGGUGAUUUGCUAAUGUGUUCUUUUUUCUGUUUUACCCAACUCUCUCUGGAAAAUCUAAUGAACAAAUACAAAUUCUUGGGCUAAAGUUUGUGUAAAUUGAACUGAAAAUAUGUGGUAAUUGUAUUAAAAAAUGCCUGUAAAUCUGUUUUGAGUUUUACUCUUCGUAAAAAUAUGUCUUGGUUUUGUGAUAGUAUACAGGAUGUGUCUGAUAACUUAUGCAAAUU